AUUCAGCUGAUUUUAGAGUAAUGUCCCAGUCCCAGACGAUAGAUUAAAUCAGUCAAGAGAAAGUACAGUUUUCAUAAUAUUUCAUUUUGACUAAUAUACGAUUUCAGUUGAUAGACAGUUACACUGGGCUUCCGUCUCAAUGGUAUAACCAUGAAAGACAUAGGAAACCCAGGAAAGGAGCCACCUGAAGACCAUUCCUCCAGGCGCCGUGAGGAUUGGCCUCGUGAGUCGGAGCCAAGGUUACAUUUCCCGCUUGUAACCCAACGGGAUAUCUUCCCUGUGGCAGAUAGUCGUGUGACGCUCACGCCACACGAGCCCACCCGCUUCCUGACACUUCACAGAACAGUCUCGCUGACCUCCACCGCAGCCACGCUCCACCCAAGGCUUCAGGUGACAAAGUCCACCGCGCCUCAUGGAAGGUUGCCUCUGGCCAGGAACGGGGUGACUCAGAGGGAACUGCGAGCAGCAGUUGGGCCGAUGGGCCGGGCACCUGGAGGAGACCCUAGGAGCAUCGCGGCAGCUGGUCAGUCCGCACACAUGAUGCAGGCCAGCCCCUCUGGGAGUGGAUUGGACCUGACGGGCUCUGCAGGCCCGAGGCCACUCAGACCACUGCCUCCUGCAGAGACGAGGCCCAGGGAGCCCAGCAGACCCACGCAGCCGAGAGCAAGCAGGCGCCGCAACAAAACAAUGCAGGGUGAGCCGGUCCAAGCAGAAGAACCGUCCCGAGUUGUUCGCCUGGAACCAGUUCCACCACCACAGUCUCUGGCAGCACCUAGCGACAUCGGGAGGCGCCCAGGAAGACGCCGAGCAAGGCACAAUCGUGACUCUCCGGCUUAUACGUAUGUGUCAGCAAACACAAAUGAAUGCGUUUGCUUCGCUGCUGGUGACAGCAUUAGCACCCAUUGGAGUGAGUACCAGGAAAGGACCAGGCCACGGACGGCACCACGACUUCCUCCAUUCGAGCGAUCUCCACUGGCCCCGAGGCCACGUCUUCUACCCAGGAGGCCACAAAUGGACCCCAGACGCCUCAGUAGCACUGUUGACCAAUCCACCACACUCCCUCCACUGAGCCAGAAUGCAUCUAUGGUCUGUAACAUCAGGGAUCAACAGCAGAUGAGGGAGCUCCAGCAGGCAACCAGCGUGCCUCACAGCACAGCCUGGGAUCACGAGCCGCCACGCAUGAUCCUGUCCGCCUUGAGAGAGACGCAGCAGCAGCAGCAGCAAGCAUCCGUCAGCCUCCACGGCCGCGGGAGUAACGUAGCCGCUUCCUCUAGGACCCAGAGGGACAGUGGGUAUGAGCAGGAUGUGCACAGUGUCAUCCCCGAGCACGCAGUUCCACUGGAGACUUUGCAAAGCGACGCCAGAGAACGCAGACGCACGUGCAGACCGCCGCACAGGCGCCGGAGACGCCUCACGCUCGCCUUGCCGAUGGCCCGCACCUUCCGUCUCAGAACCCGCAAGCCCAUGUCCACUCACAGAGUGGUCCUUGGGUGAGCGCCGCGGCGCUGUGUGUCUGCGGGGACUUGGACUCAGACAGUCAGUCAGAGGAGGAUCCAUUUGUCAACUUCCAGUCCCCAAUUCACUCACCAUCAGUUGGACACACGGGUACACAUGAUGCUACUAAUAUCAGCACAACAAUUAGAAGGAUCCAAGCAUAACAGAAGGGAUGGCAUUUGAUUUUCCACCAUAUCAACAUCAGAGGCCACAAACUCUAUCGAUACAUCAAGGCAUGAAUCUGUGCAUACUAGGAGCACACUGGUCCUCUAGGUUUGGCCAGAGGAUGAUAGAAAUGGAGCUGUGUGUCGGCGGGGAUUUGGAUGUAGACAGGUAAGGCCUACUCAACAAACACCCAUAUCACUACAAAUCAAUGCUCAGUGUCAGAAACACAGUAGACUGCUUUUAGUAAUCUGCUUCUCUUUCAGAGUCGAGGGGUCUACUCAACAUCAACUGGACACACAGGCAAACUUGGUCGCUACUUUGACCAGCACAAUGAUUUGAAGGACCCUGCAUAAGAAGACAAGAGGUGGCACAUUUUAGGAGUUGCAUCAACAUCACAAGCCACACCAUCUAUGCUCCUGAUCAUCUAUUACUGCAUACUGGAUGACAGGAAAGGAAAUGUGUGUCAGUGGGGACUUGGGUUUAGACAGAGGAUCCAUCUGUCCAUUUCCGGUCCCCGUUUACUCAACAUCAACUGGACACACGGAGAAACAUGCCGCUAGUACUUACACCAGCUCAAUGAUAUGAAGGACCCGCCCUGCAUAGCAGGCGAAGAGGUGGCACUUUUUGGCUAUGUCAUCAACAUUGGAAGUCACAUGACCUAUGCUAUCAGACAUCCCUCUGAGCACACAAAGAGCACACUACCCCUCUAGAAUGAUAGAAUGUGUUAAUGUGUUAAUGUGUUAACAUAGUUAAUUAAGUAAGUGUCUAUUUAACAUGUCUUACUGCCACGAACACACAGUAUAACAUUUUUGUGUUCUCUCCACUUCUCUUCUACAGCUGAGGGGUCUAUUUGUCUACUUCCAGUCCCCAGUUACUCAACAUCAACUGGACACACAGGCAAGCUUGGCACUACUCACAGUUCACCAGCGCAAUGAUAUGAAGGACCCACCCUGCGUAUCGGGGAAAAAAGAGGUGGCACAUUUUGGCUUUCCCAUCAGAAGCCACACCUAUGGCACCUAUGUGCCCACCACCCCUCCAGGAUAACAAGAGAAAGAAAUUUGUGUCAGUAGGGACUUGGGUUUGGACAGUUGAUGGACCCAUCUGUCUACUCCCAGUUCCCAUGAACUCACCAUCAACUGGACACACAGGCACACCCAACACCACAAAAUAUCAGGGCAUAGAGAAGAAGGAUUCCAGCACGGAUUCAGAAGAGCUGGAAUGUUUUGCCUAUUACUUAAACCACAUCAGGACCGAACACAUCAAUCAUACAUAACAGGUCUCUGUAAGUGAGGACUGAGAACCCACCCCCUGGCUACAAGUCCAGCAGGUGAAAAGGAAUGAAAUUGUGUGUCGGUGGGGAGUCGGAUUAAGACAGCCUAGGUUCCAUCCAUCUGUUUCCACUCCCCAUUCAAUCAACAUCAACUGGACACACAUGAGAAUAGUCUCAAAGAUAAGGAUCUAAAUAAGGAAGAACUUAAGAAGACAUCUCUUUCAGACAGGAUUUGAGAUGGUAUAUGCAAAGUUGACACACCUAUAUUUUUUACUCAAACUUCAACCAAAUUGGAACCCAAUUUGUGUCUCAAGACUCAGGCAAAGACUCAGGCAUGACUCUCAGAUCUCAUUGCUGUAAACUGUCACCCAUCAUGAAGCUUUUCACGGCCUUCCUCCCUGUUUUACCCUCCCUUUAUUGAUCUUCCUCUAACUUUCACUCAUUCUGCAAUAAAAUAAACAUUUUAAA
Messenger RNA from Alosa sapidissima (American shad), 3397 nucleotides. RefSeq lists its product as uncharacterized. Lineage: Eukaryota; Metazoa; Chordata; Actinopteri; Clupeiformes; Clupeidae. Bases 151 to 1494 code for a protein of 447 amino acids. The transcript is spliced from 6 exons. The record is from RefSeq and is a predicted model, not a curated record.